AUGGAGACACCCAAACAAGCAUGCUGGCUUGUUAGAAAAAUAUUUGAUGCAAGGAAAUGGUAUGGGAACAAUGAUCCUUACACAGAGCUACAACAAUUCACUCAUGCUGAUAAGUUCAUAAUCAAGAAGGCAUACAUGCAUCUAAUCCCUCAAUAUCCUAAAGUCAUGUGGAAAGGCCUCAUUAUGGGACCAUGUCUUGUGCCAAAGUAUCAGUUUCUACUUUGGCUUGCACUACAGAAGAGACUCUCUGCAGUUGACAGAUUGGCUAAAUGGGGAAUACAAGUUUCUAGGAACUGUGUAUUAUGCAUGUCUGAUACUGAAGAAACCCAUUCACAUCUGUUUUUUGAAUGUGAAUACUCAAGGCAGUUAUGGAGCUCCUUCUUACGCUGGACAGGAGAGUGUAGCCAGGUAGGAAGCUGGGAAGAGGAAGUUGAAAGCUUAACGACCAAAAGAUGCAACAGCAAAGCCCAUGCAGAGGUCCUAGGAUGGUUACUAGCUGCGGCUGUCUAUCAUAUUUGGAGUGAACGAAAUGCUAGAAGAUUUCAAGAACAGCAACGAGAUCGCAUUCUAAGAUUAAGAGAGAUUGUCAUUCAACUGCAUAGGAAAGGACAACAUAGAAGCAGUUAG
Molecule: messenger RNA, 627 nt
Organism: Nicotiana attenuata
Lineage: Eukaryota; Viridiplantae; Streptophyta; Magnoliopsida; Solanales; Solanaceae
Exons: 1
Coding region: 1-627 (208 amino acids)
Source: RefSeq, a predicted model, not a curated record